Trifolium pratense (red clover) is the source of this 786-nucleotide messenger RNA. RefSeq lists its product as uncharacterized. The record is from RefSeq and is a predicted model, not a curated record. Lineage: Eukaryota; Viridiplantae; Streptophyta; Magnoliopsida; Fabales; Fabaceae. The coding region runs from base 1 to 786 and encodes 261 amino acids. The transcript has a single exon.
AUGAUUACAUAUGAGUUUUUACCUCAUGAGUAUUCCUAUGCUCUCUACCUCUCUUAUGAGUAUGAUCUUCAUCCCUCUCAUCUCAUGAUUCUCAACAUGGUAUCAGAGCGAUACCCGAGGGAUGAAGAUGAAGAUUGUGCUUUCGCUUACGAUUCUGACAGUUGUGAAGAAGAUGAAUCCGUCGAUGUUGCAAUUCUCAGCACUUCUGAUCAAGAUCUGGAAUUUUCAACUUCGCAAGAUUCAAUCCUUUUUGGCAGCUUCGCAAGUCCAAUCAUUCCAGUUUCUAUUCCUUCAAUUGCAUCAGAUUUUGAUGGUUUCUCCAUCAAGAUUGGGGCUAUUACUUGUUUUCUUGGUGAUUCUUGUUGUAGCAAUGUCGAUUUCGCGAUCACCACUUCGGAAGAACACAAACAAUUGAAGAAUUUUGAAACUGAGUUUGUGCCUUCUGCAGUCAGCCAGAAAUCGAAGAAUCAACCCGGUGUUCAGUCGUUCUCUUCUCCGAUCAAAUUCGAGCGUCAACAUGACGGCAACGUCCGAUUCUCGCAAGAUCAAGAUCAGAACAACAAGAAAGGUGAUACGCUUUCUGAUUUGCUAUUAUGUUCGUCGGAGAGCAUCACUUUCAUUUCUCACCAUCGAGCUUUCGACAUCACAGUUUUUGAUCCCGGUGGAAUUAUGUCAGUGAUUUACAGUUCCGUUGUUAUGCUCACUUUUCUGUCAAAGCUCAUUUCGAUGUAUUUUACUGUUCGUGUUUUUGUCUUCGAUCCCGGCGGAAAUCGCUGCUGGACUUAG